Molecule: messenger RNA, 1024 nt
Organism: Culex quinquefasciatus (southern house mosquito)
Lineage: Eukaryota; Metazoa; Arthropoda; Insecta; Diptera; Culicidae
Product: splicing factor U2af large subunit B
Exons: 2
Coding region: 98-880 (260 amino acids)
Cellular component (GO): extracellular matrix
Source: RefSeq, a predicted model, not a curated record
GCAUUAUCUGCCUUCCAGAAGGCAUCAGUUUGAUCACAGCCUUUGAUUAGCUAAAGUUUUUUGUGCUUUAGAGAUUAAGGCUGAUCUAGGAGAGAGCAUGGCUUUUAAGUAUGUGAUACUGCUGGUGGCAGCUGUCGGAGCGGCCAGCCUCCAGGAUCGUAGUCGGGAUCAGUCUCAACAACAGCAACAGCAGCGGCAUCCUGCCGCCGAUUCUCAAGACCAAAGAAGCGACGAUUCGGUGGGAUACGACUUCUCGUACUCGGUCCACGAUCCCAACACCGGAGAUGUCAAAAGCCAGGAGGAAUCUCGCCGAAACGGAAACGUCCGUGGUCGCUACUCGUGGGUUGAUGCCGACGGAAACCGACAGAUUGUGGACUAUCAGGCUGACGAUCGCAACGGAUUCAACUCGGAACAUCGACAGGAACCAGCUGUCAGACCACGACCAAGCCACGUCCUCGUCCCGGCUCCGCUGUACACCAUUGACACCGUGAUCGCUCCGGUUUGGACAUCGGCAACCCGUACAGACAACUCCCGAAGCAGAAGCCGCCAGGACCGCAACCGCAGCGAUCAGGAUCGUGAUCAAGACCGGGACCAGCAAGAUCGCGAUCAGCGAAACCAGCGCGACGGUCAGGACAACGAUCGUGAAAACCAACGCAACGAGCAGGACAACCGCGAAGAUCGUGACAGCCGUGACAACCGUGAUAGCCGUGACAACCGCGACGGCCGCGAUAACCGCGAACAGCGUCGGGAUGAUCAGCGCCGGGAUGAGCAACAGCAGCGCCAGCGUGGUCGUGACGAGCGAAGCCGUGGACGUGACUCGCAUGCCCAGUCCGAGGUGCGAUUCCAAGCUGCCGAUGUUGCGUACCAGUACAGCAACUAAACCCAAAACUGCAACGACAAAACAGCUGCCAACCAAAACCCCCCCCGUAGACCGAUCCCACGCAAUGGAAGCAACCCGUUCAACGCUCUCUUAUGAUGUAUAGUCUGCAACGCAAUAAAAGCCCACCCUGAACACGAAACCAAA